AUGACUGAAAGUACAAAAAGAGAUAAAACAAGGUUUCAUUCAAGUCAUGGUGAAAAUAUUGUUCUUUAUGAUGGUAAUACAGUAGCAUAUCGCAAAGCAAGUUUUGCAAAAGCUCUAGUAUUUAGUGAAGAACCAUUACAAUUAGGUGAAAUAUUUUUAUUAGAAAUUGAGAAAGAUGAAAGAGGUUGGAGUGGACAUAUGCGAAUUGGACUGACUCAAAUGGAUCCUAUUACCAUUGAUAUGGCAAAGUUGCUUGAUUAUGAUGUUGCUUUACCAAAUUUAUUAAAGACAGGUUCAAGUUGGGUUUUUGCAAUGACUGAAAGUUCUAAUAUAUGGGAUGGUUUUGAACAAAUUCUAGGAACAGGUUAUGGCGAUGGUAUACCAGCAAGAGAAAAAAGAUUAAUGACUGAUGGUAAUAAUGUUCACACUUCUAGAGGAAUUAUACCAUAUAGUAUUUUAAGGCCAAAUAUUGUUGGAUCUUCUCACAAUAUAUUACCAACAGAUACUGGAAGCAGAAUAGGUGUAAUGUAUGUACCACAGGCUGGUUCAGACAAAGCUGAAAUGCAUUUUAUUAUAAAUGGUGAAGAUCAAGGUGUAUUUGGUAGAGAUAUUCCAUACAAAGCAGGACCUUUGCAUGUUGUUGUUGAUGUUUAUGGUACAACAAAGCAAGUUAGAAUAAUACAAUUGUACGGAGCUUCAUUAACUCUACAAAGUGCUUGUAGAGAUACUAUUCUACAAUAUACAAAGAAGACUGGUGUUGAAUCACUUCCUCUCCCAAAAAUGUUAAAAAAAUAUCUACUAUAUCAGUCGCAAUAAUUAUUUUCAAAUCAACAUU
Molecule: messenger RNA, 835 nt
Organism: Ceratosolen solmsi marchali
Lineage: Eukaryota; Metazoa; Arthropoda; Insecta; Hymenoptera; Agaonidae
Product: neuralized-like protein 2
Exons: 3
Coding region: 1-816 (271 amino acids)
Biological process (GO): intracellular signal transduction
Molecular function (GO): ubiquitin protein ligase activity
Source: RefSeq, a predicted model, not a curated record